Molecule: messenger RNA, 522 nt
Organism: Microthlaspi erraticum
Lineage: Eukaryota; Viridiplantae; Streptophyta; Magnoliopsida; Brassicales; Brassicaceae
Source: the annotation of a GenBank genome assembly
AUGGAAAAGAAACUGAUGAUGCUUGUGUUACUUCUGCAACUUCUGUUCUUAAACUCUCUGUCUCUGAAACAUUCAUCAGCCAAACCAAAUGCAAAGAUCACUGUAAUGGGUCUUGUUUACUGCGACGUCUGCUCCAACAACAGUUUCUCCAAACACAGCUACUUCAUGCCCGGUGUGGAAGUGAGAAUAAUCUGCAGAUUCAAUGCAGCUUCGCCAAGAACUAGAGAGAUGAUAACAUUCUCUGCAAAUCGAACAACGAACGAGCUCGGAGUCUACAAGCUAGACAUAACGUCUUUGGAAGGCGUUACAUGCGCCGCAGAAGCAGAUAAAGCUUCUCCAAAGGCUUCUUGUCAGGCAAGCUUGAUCGGUGGCUCCUCGGAUUCUUGCAGCGUUCCUGGCUACAAAACUACAACGGAUCAGGCCGUGUUCAAGUCCAAGAGGUCUAAUCUCUGUGUUUAUGGGUUCACCGCUUUGAAUUUCAGACCGUUUCAGAGGAAUCUUGACUUGUGUGGCAAGCAAUAG